Molecule: messenger RNA, 1909 nt
Organism: Chironomus riparius
Lineage: Eukaryota; Metazoa; Arthropoda; Insecta; Diptera; Chironomidae
Source: the annotation of a GenBank genome assembly
AUUAUUUGUGUCUCCGAAUAAUUCUUUGUUUCUUUGUGAAUUUUAAUAUAAAAUAAUACUAUAAAUUCUGCUCCUGUUAUAACGUAGUGAAAAUCUCUAAGGAAAAUUAAACUGUGACACAGCUCAUUCGAGAUUUGUAAAAGAAGUCUUGUAUGAAGAUUCAUUGAAAAUAUUAACAUAAAAACAGCAACAAUGAAUGAAAAUGGUGAAGUGAAAAAUUUAGAUCGCUUUAAAAUUUUAUAUCCCAACGUAACUGAACCUUUGCCAUUAUGUUGGAGUAGCACAGAAAAGAAUAAUUCUAUAGGAUUAUCAAAUGGAAAUUUGCGUGUUCAUUAUAAAGGAGUUGGAAAAUCACACAAUGAUGCAGCAUCUGUCCGAACAAACUGCCCUAUUCCAGCAUCUUGUGGACUUUAUUAUUUUGAAGUAAAAAUCAUUUCAAAAGGACGAGAUGGCUAUAUGGGAAUUGGAUUAACAGCUUCUUCAGCAUCUAGUUUUAAAAUGAACAGAUUACCAGGUUGGGAUAAACAAUCGUAUGGUUAUCAUGGCGAUGAUGGAAAUUCAUUUUGUUCGUCCGGAAAUGGACAACCUUAUGGACCUACUUUUACUACAGGCGAUGUAAUUGGAUGUGGCGUAAAUUUAGUUGAUAAUACUUGUUUUUAUACCAAAAAUGGUCAUCACCUUGGAAUAGCCUUUCGAGAUUUACCAGCGAAGUUAUAUCCAACUGUGGGACUUCAAACACCAGGCGAAAUUGUUGAUGCUAACUUUGGUCAAAAGCCUUUUGAGUUUGAUAUUGAAGACAUGAUAAAAGAACUGCGUGCUUCAACAAAAGCAGCAAUUUAUACGUUCCCAUUGCCUGAAGAUCAAAGUGAUUGGACUGUAAUCAUGCAAAAGAUGGUUUUAUCAUAUCUAGUACAUCAUGGAUAUAGCUCGACCGCAGAAAAGUUUAGUGACGUUACUGGUCAAAACUUUGCGGAGGAUAUUAAUAACAUCAAAACUCGGCAAAAAAUCCUUAAAUUAGUUCAAAUGGGAAGAAUUGGACAGGCUAUUGAAUUAACGAACAAAUGUUUUUCGGGUCUAUUAGAUUCAAAUCAAAAUUUGUUAUUUAUGCUGAAAUGUCGUCAGUUUGUAGAAAUGGUGAAUGGCUCAGAUUUGGAUACAUCUUCACAUCCAUCCGUGAUUCAAUCCACGAAACAUUAUCAACCUGAUCUAUUAGAUCAAACGUUUAGUAAUGACAAUCAAAAUUAUUCAAUAUUCAAUGAGGAAAUAAACACUCCGAACCAGCAACAAUCUUUUAAGUUUAAACGAAUAAAUGAUUACAUUGAAAAUCAUUAUCACGACAGUAAUUCUGAAGAUAUUGAUAUGGAUGAAAAUGGAGGUUACAAUAAUAACUCAAAAGCAUCAAUAGAUAAUACAAAUGAUGAUUCAGACGAUAUGGAUGUUGAUGUUUCUCCUAUUAGCAACAAAUCUAUAAAAUCUGGUAUUGAGAGAAUGCUAGAAUUAGGUAGAGAACUUUUGCAAAUGAGUUUGCGAUUAGAGAAAAAAUAUCAGAAUGUGAAUGACGAGAUAAUAGCUGAAAAUCGGAAAAUGAUGGAGGAAGCUUUCAGUCUAUUAGCUUACUCAAAUCCAUGGGCUAGUCCCGUUGGAAAACAAUUAUCUCCAUCAAAACGAGAACCGAUUUGUGCGAAAUUGAAUUCAGCUAUACUAGAAUCUAUGAAUUAUCCAACUCGGCCGCCUUUAGAGCUAUGUCUUGCUCAUACUCGUCAAUUGAUGACUGAAAUGUCAGAUAAUUCGCUUGGUUCUUGUGCUUUUGUAAACAUGGACGAAAUUAUCGGUUAAUAUUUUUGAUCCAAGUUUCAUGUAAAUAAUACAAAUAAUAAACAGAAAUAAAGCUCGUUGCAAAUAUAUUCUC